CCAUAUUUUCUGUUUUGCUGAAGUGAACAUAACCUCUAAUUCUACACAUACUAAUAAGAUUAUUAAGAUGAAUUUUCUACGACAAGCGGUCUGCAAAGUGUCACAUGUUGCAAGCAGCAUUAUAACGUCUGUCCGAGUUCCGCAGUCUUACAGUCUUGCAUUUCGUAUUUCAAAUUUAAACUCUCCACUGAAUCUUAUUCCAACACAAGAACGAUCCAUGGCGUCACUCGCGCGAAUGCAUCGGACAGGUCCGCAUUUCAAAACACGCAAAUCGAAAAAUCCGCUGGAUGGCAAUCCGUUUAUGAAGGGAGUCGUGCUGAAGACGUUAAUUAAGAAACCAAAAAAACCGAAUUCGGCGAACAGGAAGUGCGUUUUAGUCAGAUUGUCGAAUGGAAAGGAGAUGGUGGCGUAUAUACCCGGAAUUGGUCAUAAUUUGCAAGAACAUAAUAUUGUGCUUGUGAGAGUUGGAAAAGUUCAAGAUUGUCCGGGUGUUAAACUGAAGUGCGUUCGAGGAAAAUACGAUUUGUCGCAUGUGAUUCCUGUUAAGAAAUAAUGUACCUAGAGCUACCUUAAAUUAAACAACAAAUUCUUAUAUUCUU
Molecule: messenger RNA, 599 nt
Organism: Photinus pyralis (common eastern firefly)
Lineage: Eukaryota; Metazoa; Arthropoda; Insecta; Coleoptera; Lampyridae
Product: 40S ribosomal protein S12, mitochondrial
Exons: 3
Coding region: 68-553 (161 amino acids)
Biological process (GO): translation
Cellular component (GO): small ribosomal subunit; ribosome
Molecular function (GO): structural constituent of ribosome
Source: RefSeq, a predicted model, not a curated record